AAAUUGCCCCAGCAAUGAUUGCUAGAUAUGAACAGAUGGCUUUAACCUCCUUUUUAUGCGGAAUCAAUUCCAAAUAUCAUUGCGUUGCAUUACAACCACCUCCUAAAAAUAUAGAUGAAGCUAAGAGACGGUGCCAAGAACACGACAACCUUUUGCAAACCAAACAAUAUAAAGAGUUUCUCGUCACUAAGUCUAAGCCUCAGACAAAUAAACCUACAAAAACAAAGUCCGCCCAUGCAAGGAAACUGAAGCCGAGAACGUGGAGGACCUGA
This is a messenger RNA of Acanthoscelides obtectus, 272 nucleotides long. The record is from the annotation of a GenBank genome assembly. NCBI's taxonomy places the organism in Eukaryota, Metazoa, Arthropoda, Insecta, Coleoptera, Chrysomelidae.